CUUUCAUCUUAGCUGAUCACCUCCCUUUUCAACCUACAACAUCACCAACUCUUUGCAGUAUCUUCUACCUCUCACCCUGCAUGCAGGGUAAUCCCUUACAAAUUGUGCAACACACAGGCAUACAGAUGUAGCCCUUGUACUUCUGUACACCUUUUUUCAACUACUACACUGCAUAUGCUUUGAACUGGGUAUAACUCCACCUUUUGCAUCAUGCCCUGGGCAGUCCUAGCCACCUUUGACUCCUUAUUCUGAGCACUUCCUAGACACUGUGAAUAAAUCAAACCUGCAGCAUUCAUUGCUCCCUUCCAUACACUCCCUGAUAAGCAUCCUUGUGUAACCCAAACAGGCUGUGAUCAUUUUUUCCAAUCAGCACAUAUGCACAUCACUCACCCCCACUCUCUGCAUUGAGCAUACCCUCAUUCAGUUGCCAGUCUACCUCCACAUCUCUGCAUUUCCCCUGUCUCCAGUCUCUCCACCCUCACGAUGGAGCCUCUCCACCCAUUUCCCAGCCUCUCGUUCUACUCACAGACACCUCGAUCCAUUACUGAACACAGGGAUUAGGCAGACCUGACAUGGGAAAUGGGCACAGGACAAGGGGCAGUGCCAGGAACAGACUGGGGAACCAAGUGACGCGCAUAUAACAGGAGCAGAAGAGAUAGAGGAGGGGGAAGCAGGAGAGACGGAGAGACAGAUAGAGAAACAGAAGAGAGACAGAAACACAGGAAAGCUAUUGAAGAGAGAAUAACUGGAAGACUAACAUUGAAAUCUGACUGGGACUGACAAGAGUUAAAAUGUUGAAAGGAUGUGACAGAACUGAUAGACAAGGGUUGAUGAGAACAGGAGAGGUAGACAUCGAGUAGAAAGAAGGCAUGGAAAUCCAUGAGUGUCGUGGGACACCAUAUAUAUGUAGAGAACACAUGUGACAUUCUAGUGGGCAUCAUUUACAAGGCAUUUACAAGGAGGGAUUCCUCUGCAGAACUCAGAAGAAAAAAAGUCUCCAUGUCCUAACUGGUACUUGGACCAACUGUGUGAUGGGGGAUCCAUUCUCACCAUCAAGGGGACCUAGUCUACACCAGUGGUUCAUUAAGAGAACGUCGUAGGCAUGAUACCUUACUAACAGAGAAAUGGCACUUUUAUGGUGGGCACUAAUCUGGUGCCAUCAUGCCCAGCAGAUUCUAUAUGCCAAUCCUACUUUCAAGAUCACUUCAUUGAACAAUGUCACUAAGGAGGAAAUUCCCACUCAAAUACCAACUACCCCUCCACCAUCCACCCCUUCAUCUACUCUACCUGCCCUAUCACUUCCAUUUCCUUCCACCUUUUUGCCAGUUUCUUCCACUUCUGUUCCAGUUUAUUCACCCUCCCCUCCAGUCUCUUUUCCUUUUCCAUCCACCACCUUUCCAUCCACCACUUUUCCAUCCACCAUGACUCAGUCUUCUCCUGCUAUAUCCUCUUCACCUGACCCAGACCAGCCUGAUGAGGACGGUCGUAGGGCAGCUCUAAACUUCCUGCAUUCAGGUAACCUUCUUUUCUUAUCUGAAUCCAACUGCUCAAAGAGGUUUGAACUCACUGACCUGAGAGGUUCCCCAACGGACGCAGUUCUUUAUCACACAAGAGGUCCAAGGGACUCCUUGCUGCAUGCCACUAACUUCCUCAACAUGAUAUUCCAGGCCAGUGACAUGCGUGAAUCCAGCAUAAGGGAGGAUAUGGAAUGGUACCAUGCGCUAGUAAGAAGCCUGGCAGGAGGGGACCCACAAAUCCGCCGGGCACUACUUUCCAUUACUACCCACCCAAUGUCCUCCAAACCCCAGCUGCUUCUUCAGGCCACAAAAGAGGGCCAAGAAAUUUUAUUACGAGACCUCUCCUCACCCCAUUACCAUAAAAAACACAGAACAGGUUGGGAGUUUUGGGGCUCCUUUCAGGCUAAUCCGUCUCUUACCAAGGAAAUCUUGCUGAAUGACCUCCAGAGCCUGGAAACUCCAAAGUGGAGCAGGGGAGACAGCUAUAUUGUGAACAUCAGCCAUGUUCAGUGGUCCAAACCUUUUCUGGAGUGUGAGGGAGGACGCUUUGUGCAGGGAUGGAUGGUGUCUCUCUCCACAGCAUUUUUUGGACUGAAGCCUGACUUGAGUCCAGAGUUUAAGUAAGUGAGCAAGUCGUGGAUGAUGGGAUAUGUCAUGGAUGAUGGAAUUUCUUGGAAGCAUAAGCAACGAAAGGGACAUGGAAUGGAGGUUGAAUGCAUGUUUGUAUCUGCAGUGAGUGAAUUUUGGAUAUAUGUGACUGCUGUCUAUGAAUGAUAUUGAAAUAUGAACUUGUAUUCUGCUAAUGUAUUCACAGAUCACUUGGUGAUAUUUUACAAAUGUAGCUCCUUUUUUGCUCAGUAAAUGCCCAUUUUUAUUUUAUCUCACCUGUCCAUCUUGUCUCAUGGCCUCCCCUUACCCUCCCCCCACCCUCAGAUUAGUCUCACACACACUGAUUUCUGUAUCACUCGCAUCCGCCCUCAAACUGAGCAGCUGUUAAGCUGCAAAUCUCCCUACGCCAGCUCUCAGUGAGCAGAUGGCAUAGAUAUGCCAAGUUCUCUUUGCCCAGGCAUAUUGCUGCCCUUACCUCUUUCCAUAACCUAGCUGUAACUCCAUGUUUGUUUAACCCCUUAAAAAAUAAUAUUCUUCCAUUCACAUUUUGUUUUCCUCCAUCUAUUCAUAAAUAAAUGCUGUCGUCACCAUGCACAUUUAAACGUGUUCACUAUACUCCUAAACCCAUUAAUUUGUGAUUGAGAACUCUAUCUUCAGAAUCCCUUAAUUUGUUGUUACAGUUAUCACCACAUCUCACUAUAACAUAUCUUGUAAAAUCAAGUCACUAAUAUUCUAUUUUCCAUAGUCAUUUCAAAAUUCGUCAUUCCAGUCAGUACCUUGGUGUCCUUCACCCACUCACUAAUUAUAUAUCUGUAUCCUGGUCUCACCCAUUGGUGUCUUGUAUACUGCCUUUAGCUAUAAAUGUCCAUCUAUACGUCUUGUUCCGCCCAGAAUCCCUUGUGUAUCUAGAUUCGAGUCUAACCAAACAGUAACCCUGUACGCUACCCUCAAACUGCAGAAUUUCAAAAUACUAACCUCACCCACAAGCACCUUCAUCUACCCAGAAUUUCAGCCUCAUUAGCAACUCCUUAAUCUGUCCUCAGCAAUUUUUACCUAGGUGAUAGUGACUCAGUCGUAGAUAUCUGCAUUGCCUUGACAUACCUUGCAGAAACUCUGUAUCACUUCUUGGGCUGUCAGCAUCUCUACAUAUUUCCCUGAACAAUUAACACAUCUGUAUAACAUGAACAUUGUCUCACACAUCAUUAUCUCCGCAUGCUACUGUUACGCACUUCUGCCUACCACAAUUAUAAGUAAAAAAAAAUUUGUGUAAUACACACAUAGAAAAAUAUACAAAUUAAUAGCUUGUCCUAACGAUGAUCCCCACUAAGCUAGUCUAUAUAUUUUAGCUCCCUUUUACCAUAACAGACAGAACCUUGGAGAGACUGGUUCCACCUAUACAGUCCAUUAAAUAUAUUAGAAGCUUCCUUUACAUUAGAACUACAGUAUCCUUGGAUGACUGUCUCAGAGGCCUUGUCAGUCAGGUAUGGCUGAUGUUCUACCAGGCACAGUGAUUAAUAGGUUCAUAUCUAUACGACCAUUUUAGACGUCAAAAGAUGGACAUUAUGUGCAUAUGAAUCAAGGGACUCUAAGAACCGGAAAAACAAAAAAAACCUAACAGCAUGACCUGUAUGUAGUUAUCACUCAGAAAAUAAAUAUCGGACCAUUUGUGGUAUUUUAGAAAAACCCCAACGCACUGUCAAAUCAAUUGAUCCCAUCCAUAGGAGUAGUCUAGAACCAAAAAUACAAGACAGACUCUGUGUUCACAAGGGCUACAAUAAACUAGCGUUUUAUAAUCCUUGGCGGUUGUGAUAUAUCUUAUACCAUUCUAGAGAGACACACGAGGGGGGGUCUAUAUCUAUAUUACCUUUCUAUGCUUAAAGUGUUUAAGGCCAGUGUACUUUGCUUAUGACUCCAUAAGUCUAAGAGGUUCAACUUGAGCUGCAUCCAAACAUGGACUUCUUUACAUGUUGCUGACAGCCAUCAACAUCAUGUAGUUUCAUUGGUAUAGAAAGCAGUGGUGGGAUGAGGUACAUGAAUUUCCCUCAGAAAAUCUAGGGGAUGAGGUAGAUGAGAGGGGAAUAUCCUCCCAGUAAUGAUGCUGUAGCUUUAAAACUAUAUGUUUUGCCGUUUAAGAAAAAUGAGAUAAACAAAACAUUUGUCUUUUUCUCUACGUAUCUUUUAAAACUAUUAUAUUUCAACAAGAAGAUGCACAAAUCUAAAUGGAAAGACCUUUAUUGAAUAACAGUUUUUUGGAGGGGGUGAGAAAUGCACAUUUAUAUUUACUGAAAGCUUAGGUAACUUAGCAUAUAUAGGCCUCUCCAGUAUAGUAUGUAAUUUUGCCUAUAUAAAGUUACAUGAUUUAACAUUUUAAAGGUGCUAGGUUUGUUAUAACAGGUGCCAUCCCCUGAUUUUCUUUGGUUCCAAUAUCUAUAUCUAGCUUCAUAAACAGAUCAAUAUUCGUACAUUGGCUGUUUAUCUUUCUCUAAACCACAAGUAUGGGAAAUUCUAACUGUACAUCCUUGCCUAUGUUCACUCCUUUACUACAUAUACUGUAUACUUUAUUGAUGUAUAAUGAUCAAUUAUGAAACUCAAACCAGAUACCAGCAUAUGAAUAUUGCCCUGAUUUCAAAUAAUUCCAUACAGAGUUGGUAAUGCCCCAGCAGGAGGGUAAAAAAUCCAAGGUCUCUAAGGGCUCAUUUACAAGGUUAUCACAAUUUGUUAAUAGCCAGCCACUAGUUCCUAAAAUUGCAUGUGGCUACUUUAGCAAGUAGUGACUGUUUACCGUCUGCCAAAUUUCAGAAAUUGCGAUAUGGAUUUUCCAGUUGCUGAUACUAAAAGUCAGUUAUUAAGCUCAUAUCUUCUUCUUAGUGACUGGUUUUGCACCAUAUCAUUAAUCUGCCCUCUCCCCCUUUUACCCCAUGUUUCUAUGUUUAUAAAACCAUCAUUAGUUGUUUCAAAAAUAUUCUUCUUAGUAUCUCCAUAUUAAAAAAUAAAAUAAAAAAUGUAUUCCUUAUUUUUGGAGAGCAGUGGUAAGUUCACGUUCAAGAUAUUACAUAAGACAGGUGACAUUAAAUAUAUCAACAGAGAUAUGCAUAAAUUGUCAAUAUGUGCUGCGCUUUUUUUUUCGUGAAGAAAAGAAACAUAAAAAACAGGCUUGGUAAACAUGUCUGGUCAGAGGUAAGUAUACAAGCUAACAACCUAUUUAAACAUUCCAGAUAAGCAAAUGCUAAAUUUAGUUUUGUCGCUUGCUCAUUAAUAUCUAGCAUGCUCAAGAACCGCAUCUCAGCUUGAUCAGCCUAUGCCACUAAGAGUCCAGUGUAGGUAAGUUAGUUCGGAGCCUGGCUCUACUUCUGCUUUCCCCACCCUCACCUCUCAAUGCAGAGAUAGGCCCGUCUGUGGUGUGAUCUCCAGCAAUAGUCCCGUAUGCCAGAAUCGCUAGCUCUCAUCUGCUCAGUCCUUGUUGGGAGACAGUGACUGUCUAGGAUUCCCCACUGUCUCAGCAGGAGGGUCAAAUGCUUGCAGAAGCCUUACAGUGUGUGGAUGGCAGUGAUGAGGGUGGAUCUCCACAUGGUCACCACACCCAGACGAAGGACGGCGUGCUGGUGUGGCAGCUGUAGCAGGCAGCAGUGUAGGCGAGGUAGGUAAAGGUGCUCGGUGGGCAAUUUGAUUGCAGAAGUUCUGGCAUAGCUGAUCAAAUAUCGCUUCAAAGCUUUCCUUCCAAGUUUGGCUUCCCAAAUGCAACUGGCUUGGGGUAUGCUGUGGUGCGGCGGUCAUCUUAGGAUCGCCAUGUGGUUGCGGGUGAGACGGGACUCUGAGACCUGCUGCUAUGAGGAAGUAGCUUGCCCAAGCGGGUCUGUAGGGGGGUGACAGGGCUGAGUAGAAGUCGCUAUGAACCAGUCAGGAGAGCGUCCGCCUCUCCCAACCAACAAGCCUUUAGACUCUGUAUGCCGCAAGUCCAGAUUAUGGGGUGCCAUGCUAGGUUUGUGCACGCUAGUGCCAGCAAAUGAUUCCCUGGUUGUUAAUUGGUCUGCAAUGCGUCUUUCAGCUUUCAGGGUAAUUUCUCUACUUGGAAACAGUUUAAUGGUUCAAGCUUGCAGAAGCUGUUAGCAAACAGAUCCGGCCAUCUUAAGAGUCAGGCCCCGCCCCGUAUCUCCAUAUUCUUAUCUUAGAAGUCUAAAUAAGCUAUUCUGUUACAAAAUCCAUUUCUCCUUCAAUCAGAAGAUAUACUCCAAGAAAAGUUCACUUAAAAGAUCUUUCUGAGGGAAUGGUCCUACCCGCACAUAUCGUGGCUCGGGAGAGUGCAGGUCAUAAAAAUGAACUUCCUUCCGCGCCUCUUAUACCUCUUUCAGGCCAUCCCCACUGUCAUACCAGGCCCCUUCUUUAACACACUCAGAAAAGAAAUGAUAAAAUACGUAUGGAACGGGAGGAGGCCCAGAGUGAAAUUUUCCACACUGACACGUCCUAAAGACAAAGGGGGACUAGCCCUUCCAGACUUCCACCAGUACUACGUAGCCACACACCUGCAGAGAAUCAUGGAGUGGUCUAAAGACGGAGUUCACAAACUAUGGAAGACAGUGGAAGAGGCAGAAGCAGGCAGACCGAUCUCGGGGCUUCCCUGGGGCCGAGACACAACCGAUAGAGGUGACAUGUCCAUAUACACGAGACACACUAUGAGAGUUUGGAGGAAGGCCGCAAAGAAAGGGAAUAUGGCACCGUACCCCUCCCCCCUCUUGCCCCUGACACACAACGAGGACUUCCCGCCGGGUCUAGACCCUGGAACCCUCAAACACAUCUUCCCAGACAGUACCCCACGCCUACACCACUUCCUUCAAGGUGGGAAAUGUAAAACACUAACGGACUUGAUGGGAGAGACGCCCCCGACCUUUAUGCACCGCUUCCGACAUGCCCAACUGACCAAUUACAUCCACUCCCUACCGCAGGGACCAGCACUGGCCAGAGACCAGACCACGAUAGAAGUGGUCAGCUCACACCCAGACCCGCUCCCGCAUGGAGUGUCCUUCUUAUAUUCCAUGCUCCAAUCAGAAACCCCGUACGAGACACCACUAUUCAUGGGAAAAUGGGAAACAGCCCUGGGUAACACACUAACGGAAGCAGAAUGGGAAACCAUCUGCUACCUUACACACCACUGUUCCACUCACAGCAAAACACAGGAAACGGCCUACAAGCUUCUAACACAUUGGUAUAGGACACCACAUCUCCUUCAUCACGUAAACCCAGACCACUCCAGACUCUGCUGGAGAUGUGAAAGAGAGGUGGGCACCACAAAACACAUCUGGUGGGAUUGCGCGUUGAUCCAACCAUACUGGAAGAGGAUACACAAAAUGCUAGAGAAGUUCGCGGACGCGCCCCCCCCCUGGAACCGGCAGCGAUGCUCCUACACCACACAACAGUUCCCCGAUCCAAAUACAAAAAAUCCAUGACCAUUAGAAUACUUAACGUGGCCAAACGAGUGCUCCCCCAAUUCUGGAAACAAACAGUUACACCUCCACUUUCGACCUGGUUUAGCCAAAUGGAAGAGCUAAGGUCAAUAGAGGAACUGACCAUGACGACCAACACUACACCCACUACCUACAUGAGCAUCUGGACGCACUGGAUUCUAGAGACGGCAAAAGAAGAGUUCCAAUUAGAACUCAGGCCUAACACUAACGGGAAUCACGACACAGACAGAUAGUACUCAGAACACACACCACAGACGACGCUAGAUGGACGACAGACGAACUGGACGGAACUACCCCCCCCCCUCCUUCCUUUCUUCCCACCCAGACACAUUCCCCCCCUCUUGCCCCCUGCGAAAUACCAGAGCAUCAUCAUUGACUGAAUCAUCCCCACCGCACCCAUAGCGACAAGGGAAAACAUAUUUGGGAACGAUCAACGAACACGAACUGGUACUUACAUCCAGACCGGCCCGGGAAGACACCCCAAAGCCAAAACAUGCGAACACCUGAAGGAACCCUGGACAGGCCCAGCAUUAACACGGCUAAUACAGUAUCCACACGCCCAAGGUAAGGGUACCCUUUACCCGCAAUACCACCAUUCCCCUGGUUAAACACGGGAAACACCGAUAGUAAUAACGGGGGUAAACACAAGCCCACCACGGUCGAUGACACAUAGCUAAGAACACAGGACCCGAUGAGACGCCGUGGACAGGGACCAUAGGGGUGGCCUACAAACACUGACACCUAAUCAAAGAAUGAUUAAUCUGGUUCAAGGACGAUUACAAAGCAUUAUUUUCACUCAGUUCAUGAAAACGUUACUUAAUUUAUAGUCCCAAACAAAUGUAGAUACCAGAAAAUGGGGACCUGCGAGUCCUUCUGUGAUGGGGCCUGCGAGCCUAAUUUGUUACCUUUUAUAAUAACAUGCAAUGGAGACCUGCGCGUCUCACCGCAAAUUUAAAUACACAAAAUGAAUAAAAAUCAUAUUCACAAAAAAAAAAAAAAAAAGAUCUUUCUGAAUCAGGAUUACUGGUUUACUGGUUUAUUUUUCAGUGAUAAACUCGUAAAUCUUAUAAAUCGUAUCGACGUUUCAGCCAAUCUCACUUUUUUCAAGACUGUCUUGAAAAAAGUCUGGGAUCAGACUAAAAUGUAGAUUUGAUUUUUAUGUGUAUAUUUAUGUAUUAAUUUUACAUAAUUAUGUAAUUUUAUUCAUUAUAAGUUGAUGGACCUGACUGAUAACCCUGGGAGAAAGUCCAGAGAAUUUAAUUUGCAGACCUUUUCACCGAUGAUAUCAUCGCCAUUAUACUUUUUACUGCUCUAAAACACUUAUGUUUGUGAUCAGCGUUGUCUCACGAGUACAAUAGUACAAGUUUUGUGGGGUUUUGUAACUAUACAAGAGUUCUGAGGAGUGCUCUGAUUGCUGUUUGUGCCACUGUGCUAUGUGCAGUGGAGGUGUCUGCUAUUGGGUCCAAAGGUAGGUUAAGGUCUCCGCCAAGGAUAAGGAUACCUUCUGUGAAAGUUGCUAGUUUCAGGAGCGUUCUGCGCAGGAACUUAACCUGGUUCGUAUUUGGGGCGUAAAUUGAGGCGAACGUAUAGGUUUUCCGGGAGAUUGUUCCCUUCACGAAUAUGUAUCUUCCGUCUGUGUCUUUGAGCGUUUCAGAGUGGGAGAAUUGUAGAUUGGUGCUUAGGAGAAUCGAGACUCCAGCUUUUCGUGUGGUUUGGUGGCUACCAUGGUAGGUGGUAUUGUAGUGUUUGUUUUGUAUUCUAUGGGUGUCGGUGUCCCUGAGGUGCGUUUCCUGUAGAAGGGCAAAUGAUACUCGGCGGCCUUUUAAGUCUUGUAGGAGGUGAGACCUUUUUUCGGGUGCGUUCCGACCUCUGCAGUUUUGUGUUAUUAUAUGGAAUGGUGCGGGUGUGCAUGCCAUUUGGUGUGGGUGGGUUGUGUUAUUCUGUAUGGGCGGGGAUGGGGGCCCAGGUAUGGGUUAAAGGCGAGGGUGGGUAGUAGAGGGUGUUUUAGGGUUUGGUAGGGAUGUAGAGAGGGUUACCUCGGAGCUCCCGUGGCCGCGUCCCACGCCCGCCUUCCCCCCCGUCUCCUGUUCCCUGGGGGUCUCUUGUGGGUUGUGCAGUUAGAUAGUGCUUGUUAUGGGCUUGUGUGCUGUUGCCUGUUUUGUUUCGUGGGUGUCUGGGGUAUUAGUCCCUGUAGGGAUAAGGUACCUGUGUAACCGAGUUGGAUGGCAAUGCCGAACCGCCACUUAGUGUUAAUUAGGGCAGCAAGGCAGUGUUCCCCUCCGUGGUCUGUGUCUACACAGGUGUAGGUCAGGGUCGUGGUCUCGCGUUUCUAUCAUAUACCACCGGAGUUGUGGUGGCGUGUUUGAGUGGAGGGGUUGGUCCAAGUGUACCCGUCUUGUGGGCUAUCCGUCUCAUUGGUGAUUGGUUGCAUGUUGAACGCUAAGGCUCAGUGUGGCGGUCUUGAGGGUUUAGUAUGGGCGCGGGUGAGCAGUCCGUAUGGCGGUGUCCCACUUUAAUGGUAAUAGUGAUUCGGAGUGCAGCUUUUGGGUGGGGUCGUCUGGCCUUAGUGAUUGUUUGGGGGUGGUCCAGUCUUGGGAUGUUGCGUGGGCCCCCCUGAGCGUGCGGUCUUUUUGCUGGUUGUACCUGGGUGUGUAGGUUUGGUGUUUCUGCGGUAAUAGUGUCCCGUCUCCAAAGUCACUCCCCUUCUUUAUGUUGCAUUGGGUCUCGUAACCGCGAUGUCCCCUCUUGUAAGAGUUUCCCCUUCCCCCACUUGUGGUUCCCAUCCUUGCCAGUCCCCUGCUCCCUCCGUCUUCCCCUCACCACCCUAGUCCAUUCCGUCCUUAGGUGCUUCAGCAGUGGUCGGUCCCCUGAGCUUCCCCCCCAUGUUUUGUCAUUACUUUUUGCUCUCAUAGGGGAUCCUAGGGUGGGGGUCUGGGAGUUUGCUUCGUCCUACGGGAGUGUGCUCGUGUGGGGGGCGUGGGGUGUCUUCACUGGAUAUUAUUAGUAAGGUUGACAUGGGGGUCAGAUAUUGUUACAUGCUUGAAGGGACUGUUGCCAACGGUGGGGGGGCACAGCCCCCUGCUGCCCGUAGAGCUAUUUUCGGUCACCGUACCCCGCCGCUCACUUUAUUCCAGGCAGCGUGAUGCUAUGACAGCUGGCCUAUUGGCCUGCACAACACAUUUUGGUUACAAAUUAAGUUAUCAGUACACAUAUGUCGGCAUACCGGGGAGGCCCAGUUGCCGCUAGACCCACCCCCUCCCCAGGCGCCAGGUGGGGGCGAGGGGCACACUUCAUUGCUGCCUGUGGAACCGGUUUCAGUCACCACAGCGCGCCGUAUAUGUUAUCGUGGGCAAUGUGGUAUCACGUCAACCGGAUUAUGGAGUUGCGAGAUAAAUUUCAGUUACUUGUCGAGUCAUCAGUACCCAUACAUCGACAGACUAGGGGUUUUGGCUGGCCUAUUAGCGGUGUGUUGUCGCCAUCCUAGUGUCCUGGGGUUCAGCAGUGGGAGUGCAUGGGAUCUUUGUGUAUUCCCCUAAUGUGUGUCUGAGCAAAUCAUGUAAACUUCAAACCUUAGAACUUUAAACCAUUAAAACCAUUAAAACAUCAGAGCAUUAGCUACUUUAGUCCUUGACCCAGUUUCCUCCGGUGUGAGCAGGGUUCAUGUCUUGCGCCUUCCCGCCCUACCGAUAGUCCCCCCACCCCAAAUGCAGCCUAGUUCUUUUAAAUUCGGGAGGCUUAUAUCGCAGUCUUUAACCCCUAUCUUUAAGCCCCUUGCUCGGUGCAUGCGGUGUAGUUAGUGUAUAGUGUAUCACUUAUCUGGGUUCUUGGCGGUAGUUGCAGCUGUCUGGUAUCCAGUUGUUUCCCGGGCAUGUAGGGUUGUCUGCAGUCUCUCAAGGGGGGGUGGUUGUAUCGGGGGGGGGGCUCCCAUCUGACUCUACUCCUCGGGUUCCGCCGGGUCCUGGCGUCUGCGGACAUUGGGGCGUCUUGGCUGCUCCUCCACACGGUGACGCUGUUGUUGUGGCGUGUGGGGUCCAGGUCUCUGCUCUAAAGGUCCAAGGAUCCAGUUUUGUAACUAUACAAAACCCCAUAAAACUUGUACUAUUGUACUCGUGAGACAACGCUGAUCACAAACAUAAGUGUUUUAGAGCAGUAAAAAGUAUAAUGGCGAUGAUAUCAUCGGUGAAAAGGCAGGUUUUUUGUGAAAAAUUUAAAAAACUAAUAUGAACACUAACUUUGGACAGGGUUUGAGACUACUAAAAAAGACUGGAUACUAGACAUAUGCAAUUCGUUUCGUUACGAAUGUACAUUCAGACGAAUUUUGUGCAAUUUGGUCAUUCGGAUGCUUACGAAUGUCCGAAGUGCCGAAGUUCGGUAGUUCGGAAGUGCCGAACCGAAUUGUCGAAGUGCCGAAGUGCUUCAGAUUUCUGAAAAGUGGCAAAACAAGAGAGGGAGGGAAAAUUAUGUGAAUGAUGACAGGAAUCUUGACCAAUAAGCUAAUUUCUGGCACUGGGAGCCCUAUAGAUGUGUAAGUGGUUGUGGUGGCAGUCCGGGCACUGGGAGCCGGAUAGAUGUGUAAGUGGUUGUGGUGGCAAUCCUGGCACUGGGAGCACUACAAAUGUGUAAGUUGUUGUGGUGGCAGUCCUGGCACUGGGACUGCCACCACAACCACUUACACAUCUGUAGGCUCCCAUUGCUUGGACUGCCAUCACAACCACUUACACAUCUAUAGGGCUCCCACCUCCCAGUGCUAGGAGUGCCACCACAACCACUUACACAUUUAUAGGGCUCCUGCCUCCCAGUGCCAAGACUGCCACCACAACCACUUACACAUCUAUAGGGCUCCCAGUGCUCAGACUGCAACCACAACCACUUACACAUCUGUAGGGCUCCCAGUGCCAGGACUGCCACCACAACCACUUACACAUCUAUAGGGCUCCACAUCCUGGACUGCCACCACAACCACUUACUAGACAUGUGCAAUUCGUUUCAUGCAAUUCGUACAUUCGGAUGCUUAUUAAGUGCCACAGUGCCGAAUUACUGAAGUUCUGAACUGCCGAAGUUCCGAAUUGCCAAAGUUCGGUAGUUCGGAAGUGCCGAACCGAAUGCCAUUGGUCCAAAUUGCCAAAGCAGACAAAUUGUUUUACUUACCCAAAUUUCCGAACCAAAUUUUUUGCUCAUGCACAUCCCUACUGGAUACUCCAUUUUAAAUUCCCUGUGUUGUCUACAUAGAAACACAGAAUGAUGGCAGAUAAGUUCCAUUCGGCACAUCUAGUCUGCCCAAUUUUCUAAAUACUUUCAUUAGUUCCUGACCUUAUCUUAAGUCUAGGAUAGCCUUAUGCCUAUCCCAUGCAUGCUUAAACUCCUUCAAUGUGUUAACCUCUACCACUUCAGCUGGAAGGCUAUUCCAUGCAUCCACAUGCAUCUACUUUUGCAAAUGGUAUGGUUUAAUGUGGUAAUUUUCAUUCCUGGGCUGCCAAACGGUCUCUAAUGCAACAUAGGCCCAACAAACCAAUUUGCCAAAUUUCAAUGUGUAAAAACUGAAAUGGACAAACUUUUUAUUUAAUCCUGUAACUUUUAAAAACACCAUGUAACCUAUACAUGAGGGGCAUCGUUGUGCCUGUGGGAAAUCACAGCAUAUAAAUGUGUUUUUUUGCAAUAAAAGUCAGAAAUCUCAAAAUCCAAAAACUGAUUUCAUGGAGGUGGCUUCACCAGGUACUGUGCCCCUCCACGCCGCAACAUACACACAGCCACCAAACAUGUAUGAAUAAGGACAUGACACUUUAUUAUGACAGAACACAACUAUUUAUUUAACAACAUAUUGCUACUAUUUACACACACCAUUAACACACAGACACAUGCACACAGAUAUACAAACUGACACACAGAUACACACACUGGCACAUCCACAUACUCAGAUAUAAACGUAGUGGCACAUAUACACACACACUCAGAUACACACACUGGCAUAUACACACACUCAGAUACACACACUGGCACAUCCACACACAAAUAAAAGCACUGGCAGAUACACUCACAGAUAAACGUACUGGCACAUACACACACACACUCUGAUACACACACUCGCAUAUACACAUACUCAGAUACACACACUGGCACAUACACACACUGGCAUAAAAACACACACACACACACUCUGAUACACAAACUGGCACAUACACACACACUCAGAUAAACAAACUGGCAAAAACACACACAAACACACACUCAGAUACACACACUGCCACAUACACACACACUCAGAUUCACACACAGUCACUCAGAAAAACACACCAACAUACAAUCUGACAUACACACACUCAGAUACACACUGACACACAGAUACACACAUUGGCACAUGCACACAGAUAUACAUUGACACACAGAUUUACAAACUGAAACACAUACACAGAUACACACACUGGCAGUCAGGAUUCUGUUUGUCUGACUGAAUCUGUAUCAUUUGUUUGGAAGCGUUUAGUAAUAUCCAUAUGCAAGCCAACAUAAAGCACAGGAAUUAUUUAUCAAAGACCGCAUAGCGACUAAAAAUAAACCAAAUGCUUCCGACAGAAUGCACAUUCGCAAAUUUUUAUUCACUUGCUUUUUGCAAGUGAAUUCAUCACUUUUAUUGCUGCCAGCAGAGUGUAAAAACUUUCACCAGCGUGAGAGUUAAAGGACCACUAUAGUGCCAGGAAAACAUACUUGUUUUCCUGGCACUAUAGUGCCCUGAGGGUGCCCUUGUACAUAUUUUUUGUUAUAUACUAAACGCUGAGGAUUGCACCCAGGCAAGGAUAGAUUGUUUUUGAAUAUUAAAGGGUGAGUGCCAAGGUUCUCUGUUUUGUUAUAUUUAUAUAUAUAUAUAUAUAUAUAUAUAUAUACGUCAUACUAAGUGUAUUUUUUAUUAAUAUAUACAUAUAUUAAUAUUAAAAUACACUUAGAGUAAAAUAACACACUUAUGUAUAUUAUAUAUAAUAACUAUAUAUAUUGUGUGUGUGUGUAUAUAUAUAUAUAUAUAUAUAAAUAAAAAUAAAUAAUUAAAAACAAAAUGUAAAAAUAAUAAUAAUUUUUUUAAAUAUAUGUAAUUUGUUCUAACUGUAUUUUGAUAUUAAAAUAUAUAUAUAUGUGUGUAUAUAUAUAUAUAUAUAUCUCAAAAUAUUUUUUAUAUUUUUUUAAUUCUUUAUUUUAUUCGUGCAUAGAGGUAACAAGCAGUUUUGCACUGUCACGACAGCGGGUGCAAACAUAAAAGAAACAUGCAGUAACAGUAAUGUGGCAUAAGGAACAUUGCACAUUUUUUAUAUAAACAAAAUUAAGUCACUACAAUUGUUAUGUGAUUGUCAGAUUACAGGCUAUGCAUGUCAACAUCCAGUACAGGUUUUUAACUGCUUAAUUAGAUUUAACCAUGCUUAAUAAAAUUUUACCCUUUCUCAUCAUGCGGGGCAUUUGAGUAUCAGGCACAAUUUUAUUAUAACAUAAACAGGUUUAACAGUGUAGCUUUGUCUGUAAGUAUGUAUUUAUGUUGUGAACAAGCUUGGUCAGAACGUGGGUUAAGUUGGUAGCUCACGGUUAAUACAGGUAUACAUUGCUAUGCAGGUAGAUUGUGCAUAUUUUUAUGGUUAAUAUGCUAGGCUAGUGUGAUUUUAUUAGACACUGAUGUGUAGGAUCUAUGUAUAAGAAGCUGGUGAAGCGUCAGCGUUUAUAAGACUGAUAUAGCUAUAGAAGAGAGAAUUUUCGUUGCUAGCUAUACAGGGAGUGCAGAAUUAUUAGGCAAGUUGUAUUUUUGAGGAUUAAUUUUAUUAUUGAACAACAACCAUGUUCUCAAUGAACCCAAAAAACUCAUUAAUAUCAAAGCUGAAUAUUUUUGGAAGUAGUUUUUAGUUUGUUUUUAGUUAUAGCUAUGUUAGGGGGAUAUCUGUGUGUGCAGGUGACUAUUACUGUGCAUAAUUAUUAGGCAACUUAACAAAAAACAAAUAUAUACCCAUUUCAAUUAUUUAUUAUUACCAGUGAAACCAAUAUAACAUCUCAACAUUCACAAAUAUACAUUUCUGACAUUCAAAAACAAAACAAAAACAAAUCAGUGACCAAUAUAGCCACCUUUCUUUGCAAGGACACUCAAAAGCCUGCCAUCCAUGGAUUCUGUCAGUGUUUUCAUCUGUUCACCAUCAACAUUGCGUGCAGCAGCAACCACAGCCUCCCAGACACUGUUCAGAGAGGUGUACUGUUUUCCCUCCUUGUAAAUCUCACAUUUGAUGAUGGACCACAGGUUCUCAAUGGGGUUCAGAUCAGGUGAACAAGGAGGCCAUGUCAUUAGAUUUUCUUCUUUUAUACCCUUUCUUGCCAGCCACGCUGUGGAGUACUUGGACGCGUGUGAUGGAGCAUUGUCCUGCAUGAAAAUCAUGUUUUUCUUGAAGGAUGCAGACUUCUUCCUGUACCACUGCUUGAAGAAGGUGUCUUCCAGGAACUGGCAGUAGGACUGGGAGUUGAGCUUGACUCCAUCCUCAACCCGAAAAGGCCCCACAAGCUCAUCUUUGAUGAUACCAGCCCAAACCAGUACUCCACCUCCACCUUGCUGGCGUCUGAGUCGGACUGGAGCUCUCUGCCCUUUACCAAUCCAGCCACGGGCCCAUCCAUCUGGCCCAUCAAGACUCACUCUCAUUUCAUCAGUCCAUAAAACCUUAGAAAAAUCAGUCUUGAGAUAUUUCUUGGCCCAGUCUUGACGUUUCAGCUUGUGUGUCUUGUUCAGUGGUGGUCGUCUUUCAGCCUUUCUUACCUUGGCCAUGUCUCUGAGUAUUGCACACCUUGUGCUUUUGGGCACUCCAGUGAUGUUGCAUCUCUGAAAUAUGGCCAAACUGGUGACAAGUGGCAUCGUGGCAGCUGCACGCUUGACUUUUCUCAGUUCAUGGGCAGUUAUUUUGCGCCUUGGUUUUUCCACAUGCUUCUUGCGACCAUGUUGACUAUUUUGAAUGAAACGCUUGAUUGUUCGAUGAUCACGCUUCAGAAGCUUUGCAAUUUUAAGAGUGCUGCAUCCCUCUGCAAGAUAUCUCACUAUUUUUGACUUUUCUGAGCCUGUCAAGUCCUUCUUUUGACCCAUUUUGCCAAAGGAAAGGAAGUUGCCUAAUAAUUAUGCACACCUGAUAUAGGGUGUUGAUGUCAUUAGACCACACCCCUUCUCAUUACAGAGAUGCACAUCACCUAAUAUGCUUAAUUGGUAGUAGGCUUUCGAGCCUAUACAGCUUGGAGUAAGACCACAUGCAUAAAGAGGAUGAUGUGGUCAAAAUACUCAUUUGCCUAAUAAUUCUGCACUCCCUGUAGUGUGAGUAAGCCUGUGUGUACAAUGGGCUAUUUACAUUUAGCAGUGUCCAUGUGGGGUUGUCAGGGCUCGGACCGUUGUCAGGCUUCAGGAGGUGGGCUGAUGAAUGUGUUGUGCGCCUUCCUAAGCCUAUGCCCCGUGCUUGCCUCAGUGGAGAGUCCGUUUCCAGGUCUGUUUUGCCAGUGCCUCUUUCCGGUAUGCGGGAACGUGGCUUGCCCUGUUCGCGUUGCGAGCUCUGUGUGCAGCAUGACAGGUCUCUGUCUCUUCGGCUCCGGGCUUUGUAGGGAGCUAGUGCCCUCUGUCCGUGGAUCCCCCUCCAUCGGGAGGCCGGAUCGUGGGUCCCCGGGGUUUCCGGCUUGCGGUCUUCCCUGUGGGUGGUUGGACUGCGGCCUGGAGUUUCCUCCAGUUGGGCCCCCGGCCUAGAAGAGGGACAGGCGUCCGCUGCUGUGUGGUAGGUAGGCUCAGUUUCGGUAGGGGCAGGCCGGAGUCCCCGCUUGGCUAUGCGGUCCCAGAAGGCUUGGCAAAUAGCCUCAAACCGGGCGUCAAAGGCCUCUCCCCAGCUUUGGUCCGUCUGGCUUACUGGGCUGUGCUGGGGUUGCGCUGUGGCGGCCAUCUUGAGGGUGCCUCGUGGCUCCCCCAGGUUUUCCGGUCAGGCCCCACCGGUCCAAGGGCGGGGGGUAGGAGUUAGGAGGUACGCUGAGCCUGUGUUCUAGUUCUCUAGCGAGGAAAGCAGCCGCCUCUCCUCGGUUCGAUCCCCAGUAGGCCUUAGCAGGUUUUUAGGGUUCCCGGCUAUUGUUAGGCGAGAUUCGGGUGUCAGUCGGUUCCUCCGGGUGUCCCCUCCUCAUUUAGCAUCCUCCUGAUAGUAGACGUGCCGGUUUUUGGGGGUUCCUACCCUCAAAUAAGCAGUUUUGGUCAGGAGCAUGGUUCCUGUAAGUCUGAUCAGCCUGGAAGCCAGGCUCCGCCCCCCCCUAUAUAUAUCAAAAUACACUUAGAAUGAAAUAUAUAUAUAUAUAUAUAUAUAUAUCUAUGUAUAUAUAAAUAAAUAAAAAUAAUACAAAAUAAACUUAUGUCCAUAUACAUAAUUAAAUAAAUAAUUUCAUAAAUAGACAUGUAGACUUCAAAUAUAUGAAUAUGUAUAUAUAUUUAAAUUCUACAUGCAUAUUUAUGUAAUAUUUUUACAUAAUAAAGUAAUUUUAUUGAUUGCAAUUGGGGGGACCUGCCUGACAACCCAGGCCAAAAGUCCAGAGAAUUUAAUUUUCUAGCACUAUAUUUAGCCCUGUAACUUUCCAUGACACCCUAAAACCUGUACAUGGGGGGUACUGUUUUACUUGGAAGACUUCGCUGAACACAAAUAUUAGUGUUUCAAAACAGUAAAACAUAUCACAGUGAUGAUAUUGUCAGUGAAAGUGAAUUUGUUUGCAUUUUUCACACACAACUGGCACUUUCACUGAUGAUAUCAUUGUUGUUAUACAUUUGACUAUUUUGAAACACUAAUAUUUGUGUUCAGCGAAGUCUCCCGAGUAUAACAGUACGGCUCGCAAGACUUCGACAGAGCAGAGCAUCUGGGCAGUAUAUUUCAAGUGUGCUGGGCCCCCUGCAGCAUACAGGUAGCGGGAGGGCUGCACCAUGCCACAGGACCCCUGGCUCCAGACCCCCUGGCUCCAGACAAUGUGAUCUCCCCCCUCCAUGGCCACAGGUGAGACACAGGGAGGGGGGAAUAAAACAAGACAAUUAAUGGAUGGAGAAAAAAAACUGUAUGCUUUUCUCCCCUCAUUUUGCAUACAUUUGCAUAUAUUUACAUACACUAACAUUUGCACAAUCUAUACACUAACAUUUACACACUCUAUACACUAACAUUUACACACACUAUACACUAACAUUUGCACAAUCUAUACACUAACAUUUACACACACUAUACACUAACAUUUACACACACUAUACACUAACAUUUGCACAAUCUAUACACUAACAUUUACACACUCUAUACACUAACAUUUACACACACUAUACACUAACAUUUACACACACUAUUCACUAACAUUUACACACACUAUUCACUAACAUGUAUACAAACUAUACACUAACAUAUACACACUAUUCACUAAAAUUUACACACACUAUUCACUAACAUUUACACACACUAUUCACUAACAUUUACACACACUAUUCACUAACAUGUAUACAAAAUAUACACUAACAUAUACACACUAUUCACUAAAAUUUACACACACUAUUCACUAACAUUUAUACAAACUAUACACUAACAUAUACACACACUAUUCACUAAAAUUUAUACACACUACAUCCUUACACAAACCUACACUCUGCAGUCACUAAACACACUACAUCCUUACACAAACACACACUCUGGAGUCACUACACACACUACUUCCCAACACAAACACACUCUGCAGUACCUACACAAACACACACACUUUGCAGUCACUACACACACUACAUCCACUACACUAACACAGUCUGCAGUCACUAUACACACAUUAAAUACUUACACAAACACACACUAUGUAGUCACUAUACACACACACUACAUCGACUACACAAAGACACACUCUGCGUCCACACACUGUAUUCACUAAACACUACACCCACUACACAUACUCUGCAUUCACUACACACACACACUACAUCCACUACACAAACACACAUUCUGCAUUCACUAUACACAUCACAUUUAAUGCACACAAACACACAUACACACUCUGCAUUCACUAUAAACACACACUACAUCCACUACAAAAACACACACUCUGCAUCUAAUAUAUACCUCAUACAUUACACAAAUGUACAAUCUGCAUCCACUAUACACACUGCAUCCGUUAAACACACACCGCAUCCACUUUACACACGAACUCUGCAUCCACUGCACACAUUCUACAUCCACUAUACACACACCAGAAUCAGUACAGACACUGCAUCCCUGUGGGCGGAUUCAGGGGGGGGCAGAACUUUGGGUGGACUCGGGUGCAGGCACCGGGGGGCCCAGACCUUGAGCUGUGUCAGGGGCUCCAAAAUUUCUGAUGGCAGCCCUGUUGAGAGCCUAUGGCAGCCCAGGAAUGAUAAUUACCCCCAUGAUGGCAUACCAUUUGCAAAAGAAGACAAGCCAAGGUAUUGCAAAUGGGGUAUGUUCAGUCCUUUUUUAGUAGCCAUUUAGUCACAAACACUGGCCAAAGUUAGUGUUCAUAUUAGUUUUAUGCAUUUUUAACACACAAACAAAUACAAAUGCUAACUUUGGCCAGUGUUUGUGACUAAGUGGCAACUAAAAAAGACUGGACAUACCCUAUAUUGAAUACCCUGGGUUGUCUACUUUAAAAAAAAAAAAAAAAUGUACAUGUGAGGUUUGAUUCAGAGAUUUAUGACAGAUAACAGUGUUACAAUGUCAUUAUUGAUACAUUUAAAAAAUAUAUAUUUUGAAACAGCAAUGUCCUACUUGUACUUAUAGCCCUACAACUUUAAAAAAAAAAAAGCUAACAACAUUUUAACAUUUGGGUAUUUCUAAACUCAGGACAAAAUUUAGAAACUACUUAGCACAGGCUGGUUUGGUGGUUGAAGAUGCAGAACAGAUUUUGGGGGUCAAAGUUAGAAAAAGUUUUUUUUUUUUUGUUUUUUUUCAUCAUAUUUUAUAAUUUUUUUUAUAGUAAAUUAUAUGAUGUGAUGAAAAUAAUGGUAUCUUUAGAAAUACUGUUUAAUGGUGAGAAAAAAAGUAUAUAAUAUGUGUGGGUACAGUAAAUGAGUAAGAAGAAAAUUACAGCUAAACACAAACACUGCAGAAAUGUAAAAACUGCCCUGGUCCUUAACGGUAAGAAGAUUGAAAAAUGGUCUGGUCACUAAGGGGUUAAUCUGUGUCCAGAUCUGAUGCCCCCAGGCUCAGAUGUAAUUAAUUUGCUUCGGAUUUCAACUGUCUGACGAUGUUUGGUGUGGUUGUAAUUUGGGCCAAGAUCAAGCCCAUUUGGUGCCUGAUUUACAAAACCUGGACGUUGUUACAUAACUACAUAGUGACAUAGCUGAACAGAGAUGUACGUCUACCAAGUUCAGCCUUUUCAUAUUUGUUUUUGCUGUUGAUCGAAAAGAAGACAAAAAAGCCACUUCCAAUUUUGCAACAAACUAGGAAAAAAAUUCCUUCUUGACCCCAGAAUGGCAGUCAGAUAUCUACUUGGAUCAAGCAACUAUUACCCCACUAAUCAAAAAUUAUAUCCCUGUAUGUUAUGUUUUUGCAAGUAUUUAAACAAUUGCAGUUUAAACAUCUGUGUAGACUCUGAUAAAACCAUAUCUUCGGGCAAAGCAUUCCACAUCCUUAUUGUUCUUAAUGUAAAAAAUCCUUUCCUUUGCCUUAGACUAAAUCUCCUUUCUGUCAUAUUCUAUAUGUGUGACCUUGUGUCCUAUGUAUAUCCUGUUUAUGAAUAGACUCCCAGACAAUGGUUUAUAUUGGCCCAGAAUAUAUUUGUAUAAUGCUUUCAUGUAUCCUCAAAGCAGGGCCGCCAUCAGGGCAUGACAACCAUAAAGGUUGUCAUGGGCCCGGCGGUCCUGGGGGGCCCGGACUGCUCAGGGCGUCCCGGGCCCCACAUUAGCUAUGUGCACACAUAUAUAGCGAUUAACGCUAUAUAUGUGUGCACUGCGGGCCCUUCGCUACCUGUAUUCUGCAGGCGGCCCAGCACACUUUAAAUAUACUGCCCAGCUACUCUGCUCUGUCGAAGUCUCGCGUGCGACGUGGUCGUCAGAGCGUUGCCAUGGCAACGCUCCGCACAACUCGCGAGACUUCGACAGAGCAGAGCAUCUGGGCAGUAUAUUUCAAGUGUGCUGGGCCCCCUGCAGAAUACAGGUAGCGGGAGGGCUGCACCAUGCCACAGGAACCCCUGGCACCAGGGCUCCAGACAAUGUGAUCUCCCCUCUCCAUGGCCACCGGUGAGACACAGGGAGGGGGGGAAUAAAACAAGACAAUUAAUGGAUGGAGAAAAAAAACUGUAGGCUUUUCUCCCCACAUUUUGCAGCCCCAUACAUUUACACACACUAUACACUAACAUUUACACACACGAUACACUAACAUUUACACACUCUGUACACUAACAUUUACACACACUAUACAGUAACAUUUACACACACUAUUCACUAACAUUUAUACUAGCUAUACACUAAAAUUUACACACAUUAUUCACUAAAAUUUACACACUAUUUACUAACAUUUAUACAAACUAUACACUAACAUAUACACACACUAUUCACUAAAAUUUACACACACUACAUCCUUACACAAACAUACACUCUGCAGUCACUAAACACACUUCAUCCUUACACAAACACACACUCUGGAGUCACUAAACACACUACAUCCUUACACAAACACACACUCUGGAGUCACUACACAAACACACACACACACUCUGCAGUCACUACACACACUACAUCCUUACACAAACACACACUCUGCAGUCACUACACACUACUUCCUAACACAAACACACUCUGCAGUACCGACACAAACACACACACCUUGCAGUCACUACACGCACUACACAGUCUGCAGUCACUAUACACACAUUAAAUACUUACACAAACACACACUAUGUAGUCACUAUACACACUCAUCGACUACACAAAGACAUACUCUGCAUCCACACACUGUAUUCACUAAACACUACAUCCACUACACACACUCUGCAUUCACUACACUCACACACUACAUCCACUACACAAACACACACUCUGCAUUCACUAUACACAUCACAUUUAAUGCACACAAACACUACAUCCACUACACAAACACAUAUACACACUACAUCCACUACACAAACACAUAUACACACUCUGCAUUCACUAUAAACACACACUACAUCCACUACACAAACACACACUCUGCAUCUAAUAUACACCUCAUACAUUACACAAAUGUACAAUCUGCAUCCACAGGCCGACCUUGCGCUGUGUCAGGGGCCCCAAAAUUUCUGAUGGCAGCCCUGCCUCAAAGGCACCGUUUUUCCAAACUAAACAGAUUAAAAUUGUUAAUGUUUCUUCAUAACUAAAAUGCUCCAUUCCUUUUAUUAAUUGCAGACAAAAUAUAAUAUACUGUUUAGUUUAUGCCCUGACUUGCCAAGUUCUGGGUAUUCUAUACUUCAUGUCUUUGCCUUACCAUUUUCUUAUUCUCGCUUCUUGACCGGUAGUUUUAUUUACUAAAGUGAGAAUUCAUAGUGAAUUUCAAAUUUAAGGCCAGAGUAGGUGAACUGAGCAUAGCUGACCUUUUUAUUCCUGUUUGGCUACAAUCACCUUAAAUUUGACAUUAAUUUUGAAUUUACCUUGAAUUCUCACUUUAUAAAUAGCCCUGUUAUUUUUUUUCCAGACCAUUAAUUUUGUUUUUUGUAGGUUGUCUUUACAAUCCCCAAUUCCAUUAGAUCUUUGUCCUUCACUGUCUCUCAUCUAAUCAAGAUAAAAUGUCCCACAUACAGUUCCAUUUUGCAAAACAAAGUACUUGCAUGAUGGACUACACUUAGAAGCCUAGACUGGCUUUAAAAAAAUUCAACUCUUAUUUGUGCUGUUUCAAAUUCAACCUCAAAUACAGAUGCAGACACAGAUAUAACGAAUUACAGGCUGCCAAUAGCAUUCGGCUGUCUGACGCCUUUCAUGCCAUAUGGACUUAGUCAUAGACUGGCUAGAAUUUUUAGGGCACCUUCAUGAACCAAUAUCUAAUUAGUAAGAAUGACUAAUAAUGGGGUUUUUAAAAAAUUGGAAAAUCUAGGGUGUACAAAGCUAAUGAUCACAUAUAUAUAUAUAAUCUCAUAUCAAGAUUCUAAGAUAAUUAUUUUGUUCUGGUAGCAAUUGGGCAAGUAGAUGACCUGUACUUGUACUAUGACUUUAAUGAAGUAUUGGUGACUGCACAAAUAUAUAAAUAAACAUAAAGAGAGGGCAAUCUAAAUAAUAUUUUCAGAAAUCAUACAAUUUAGUUGCUAUAUAUACUUUUAAUAUCACAAAAAGUGAUUUACAAAGAAAGAAAAAUAACAAAAGACAAAAGAAAAUGUUUGCUAUUUGGGAGCUGUUUGCAAUAAAGUUACACUAUUGCAGUUGACGUUGUGGUGUUAAUUUCUGCAAGAAAUCAAAAAUAUUUUGAAUGGUCCCAAACAGCAGCGAAUGGUUUUACUUCAUUCGGCAUUUGAACUUUAGUGGAUAACCCUGAUAUUGAGUAACAAUGGAAUACAGUGAGAAAGGUAGUUGACAUCACAGUCUUUAUUGCAGCAAGAAAUUGAAAAUAAUAAUUCAGUGCAUAAAUAGUGUAAGGAGAAAUAUAAAAUAAUGCAUAUUUAGAGUCGGGCAUAAUAUAGUAAUUACUGAUACUAAGUUACAAUGGCUCUAUGUAUCAGAAAAAAAGUCAGGUCUAACCCAACACUACGCUGGUAAAGUUUAAGGAGCUGAUUAGACCCAGGAUUUUGACCAUAUCGGUGUUAUACCCAUUAAAAGAUAUAUUGUGCUAAAGACACAGAUUGAUUGGUUAAACAAUGUCUAGUUUAAAGUUAUUAGAUAGAUUUUUGGAAAUUACGUGUAUAGUAUAAACUUCAAGACCCCUAGCAACUAAAAUUUAAAGGGGCACUAUAGUCACCAAAAAAUGUUACUUAAUGAAGCAGUCUUUGUGUAUAGAUCAUGUCUUUGAUGUUUCACUGCUCAGUUUACUGCCAUUUAGGACUUAAAUAACUUUUGUUUCUUUUUAUGCAGCCCUAGACACACCUCCCCUGUCUGUGACUGACACAGCCUGCAUGAAAACAAAAUGGUUUCAAAUAGACACCUGUAACUAGGGAUUACUUAGUAUUAGUAAAUUCUGCCCCUACUCGCUAUACUCGCUAUGUAACUUACUUUAAAAGUUUUAAUCUUCUGAUCUGUAAAUUGAGAUUUAAUUACAUACAGGAGGCUCCUGCGGGUUCUAGCAAGCUAAUAACAGAGCAGGAGAUAAGACAUUCUAAAUUAAACAGAAUUUGCAAUAAAGGAAUUAUAAACAUUAGAUGACUCUUUACAGGAAGUAUUUAGGAAGGCUGUGUAAGUCACAUGCAGGGAGUUGUGCCCAGGGCUGCAGAAACAAAGUGAUUUUACUCUAAAAUGGUAGGUAAUUGAGCAGUGAGACUGCAGGGGCAUGUUCUAUACACCAAAACCACUUCAUUAAGCUAAAGUUGUUUUGGUGACUAUAAUGUCCUUUUAAUACAUUGUUAAGUAAUUUUAGGAGCCCGGCGGGUGGGGGCUCUAAAGUAAAAUAGGGGGGGGACCUAUUGUCCUCCCCCCGGCCCCACCCCCGAGCGGCGGAUGGGGGCCCUAAAUUAGAAUAAGGGGGGACCUAUUGUCCUCCCCCUUGUCCCCACACCUGAGCGGCUGGUGGGGGCCCUAAAUACCAAUAAGGGGGGGGACCUAUUGACCUACUAGGCAAAAAUGACAUAAUUCUAUACUUGCUAUACUGCGAGUAGGGGCAUGUCUAGUAAACAUCAGCCUGUGGCAAAAGGUCCCCCCUUCAGUUUAAAAGCCCCCACUCGCGCGGCACGGGUGGGGGCUCGGGAGGGGGGACACUUUUUUGUUGUUGUUUUUUUAACACUGUUUACUAGACAUGCCCCUACUCGCUGUAUAGCGAGUAGGGGCAGAAUGUACUAAUACUAAGUAAUCCCUAGUUACAGGUGUCUAUUUAUUCUGUAUUUCAUAUUCUUCCUUGUCGUCAAGUAUCACAGGAAAUGGAGGAAGGGUUAACAUAGUAUAACGAUUGCAGAGAUGUGGUCACAACAAGGAAAUAUGAAAUACAUUAGGAAUUCUGAAAUUUCAAGGAUAUUAGGUCCCACCGCCUUUUGGUAUUUAGGGCCCCCACCCACCGCUCAGGAGUAGGGGCCAGGGAGAAGGACAUUAGGUCCCCCCCUUAUUCUAAUUUAGGGCCCCAACCCACUGCUCAGGGGUGGGGGCCAAGAGGGAGGACAUUAGGUCCCCCCUUAUUGGUAUUUAGGGUCCCCACCCACCGCUCAGGGGUGAGGGCCAGGGGGGAGGAUUAGGUCCCCCCCUUAUUCUAAUUUAGGGCCUCCAUCCACCGCUUGGUGGGAGGACAUUAGGUCCCCCCUUAUUGGUAUUUAGGGCCCCCACCCACUGCUCAGGGGUUGGGGCCAUGGGGGAGUAAAUUAGGUUCCCCCUUAUUCUAAUUUAGACCCCGCAAACCCCGCUCAGGGGUGGGGGCCAGGGGGGAGGACAUUAGGUCCCCCCUUUUUGGUAUUUAGGGCCCCCACCCACUGCUCAGGGGUUGGGGCCAUGGGGGAGUAAAUUAGGUUCCCCCUUAUUCUAAUUUAGGGCCCCCAAACCCCACUCAGGGGUGGGGGCCAGGGGGGAGGACAAUAGGUCCCCCCUUAUUGAUAUUUAGGGCCCCAACCCGCAGCUCAGGGGUGGGGGCCAGGGGACAGGACAAUAGGUUCCCCCCCCCCCCUUUUUCUGAUUUACGGCCCCCACCCACUGCUCAGGGGUGGGGGAUGGGGGGGGAAAUAGGUCCCUUUAGUUUAAAAGCCCCCACUCGCGUGGCAUGGGUGGGGGCUCGGGAGGGAGACACUUUUUUUUUUUUUUUUAAUACAGUGAGCAGCCACUAAUCCUAAGUAAUUUUUACUUAGUUUUAGUAAAUGUACUGUGAGAAUUAGGGAGUUAUCUACUAAGCGGCUGCAAGAAAAGUCCCGAAAGGCCGAAGUUCCGACAUUCUGUAGUGCCGAAGUGCCGUGCCGAAUCGAAGUCCCGAAUUUCGGAAUGCCAAACCGAACCGAAAAUUUUCCCCAUGCACAUGCCUAGAAAAUAUAUUUACCGGGCAGCACAGGCUACUCUCUUGUUCCCCCUUGGCUCGCUGCACAUCCGACAGACAGCAUGAGCUGGAUAAUGCUGUCAAGGUACCACUACUGCUUCAGUGUUAUGAAGUGUGCAAGGAGCUACUUUCAUAAUGAGAGCUGGUCAAUAAUGGAUCCCACAGCUGUAGGGCCCUCAAAGCACAGACAAUUACUACACUACUAAAAAUUAAAUCACAACAUCAAAUAAAAACCUGUAACUUGUCUCAAACUCUUUUCAUGUUCUCUGUUCUUUUAAAUUUAUAUUUAAAGACUUACCAAAUGUCAUCACAUUUCAGUUUAGUCCAGGCACAUCCAGGGUAAACAUUGCGAAUGAGCAGGAGAAAUAGAAGCCUUGUUUCAUUUCUCCUCAGCUCCAUAUGCUUUCUCUAUGCUGACUGCCAGGUGCAAAAGACAGAGCCUAUAACAAUGACUGACAGAGAGCUAAGAUGGAAGCAUCCAGAUUCAAGAUAAAAAUUAGUGGAUUUCUACUUUUACACCUCACAAAUACAUAUAUGGUAAAUAUAAGGUUUAAAGGAGCAUAAUAAAAAUUUGUACGGCGGAACAAAAAAGCAAAAGGGGCACUGUGGAUUCGCCCAAAAAUUUUCAAAUUUUACCCCAGUGUAAUGCGUCAUCGAAUCUAACUUUAUUUUCCUCAAAAGGUGCGCAUUAGAUUUAAGUAAAUACAGUAUAUUGUGCUGCCCCAACUCUUUAAACAUAUUCCCCAAAUACCGCCCUUAAACUGACGGUGUGGCUGGUGCUAGGAACAUGUUUCACACAGGAUGCCUGAAAGCCUAAGGACAUCUCUGUCACCAGGACCCAGAAAAUUGAUAUGUGUGAUACUGAAAGAGCACCUGUAGUUGAGUGGGAUCUGGUGAAUGUCCCUGAACCGAUCCUUCUCUGUCUAUGGGAUGUGAAGCAUGGGAUGCCUUACAGGUGACACAUCUCUUAUUAUUGAUUCAUAGUAGAUUAUGCUAGAUCCCAUAGGUAGCUAUAAUUUAGUUUCCAAGGUCAGUAAUGGCAAACCUAUGGCAUAGGGCCAGAGGCACCCAGUGGUGCCUGAUGGUGGUAUUUAAUUAGUCACAAAGAAUUAAGAAGGCCAAAAUACAUUUUUAGAACUCUAAGAUGCAAGAUUCACCAUGACAUGAUCAUAAAUAUAUUGCUGCUAAGCACCAUCACGCAGUGUACUGGCAAGGAAGCAGGCAACAUUAAAGGGAACACUACAGGGUUAGGAAUACAAAAAUGUUUUCUUUCUAACACAAUAGUGCCCUAGUCACAGUUUAGAUGGCAGCCCCCUACAAGGGAUAAAUUGAACUCCUUGAGGGUUAAUUUACCUUGUAUCCCACACCACGCUGCUCUGCCUGUGGUUGGUCCAGCAAAGCAUUGGGAUGCUAGUAUGCAUGCACAUCAAAAGCGGAAUGAGCCAAUCCGAGACCAUCUGAUACAAAAAAUAGAAUUUUACUUUGCUAUUCCUCUAGUAGCCAUGUUUUCAGAUACAGGGUUAAAAAGGGUGACGGGGGGACAUGACUGAGGUGUCUACAGAGUCGCCUUUACUGGAAUGGCGAGAGUAUGAGUGGAGCAGUAAAUACCAAUGGUGAAUAUUGAUAAAGCAAUAACAGAUUAAGGAUAAUAUGUACUAAUAUGUAAGUCAAAAGACAGGGGCACACUUAUGAAAAAGAAAUACAACAGAAUAGAGUAUAUUUUGAGACAGAAGAAGGCGAUGAGGUGGAUUUAAGAAAGGACAUGGAGAUGUGUGAAAGAGGGGGGCAUGAGAUGGAGGGUAUGGGAGGAUUGGGAGCUGUGAGAGGAAAGGGAAAUUUAAAUGUAUCAAGGGAGAGUACUUUCAUAUGGAGAGAAUGAGAAGUUGAAAUCAAUAGGAAAUCUGAGAUGCAGGAAGCACAAGGGGAUAGAUAGAGAAGAAGGAACUUAAGGUGGAGGAGUUUCUUAUGGAAGGUAUGCAGUAUAGAUAAUCUGAGAUGCAGGAAGUGGAGGUGAAGAAAACCAAAUGAAUUGAAGUGGAUCUAAUGAGUACUGUAGAGGGGAAUUAAAGAGACACUUUAGGCAUUGUACCCUCUUCACUGAAGAAGUCCCUGGCGUCAUUCUGCUGUUCAAUGUCAAACCAUUUUUGAAUGGUUUAAUGCUAAAUGGGAGUUCUCAGUAGCCCAGUCCCUUAGUGCUGCUUGGGCUCAUGAAGCAUUAGCCUGAGUAUCAAUGAGCAGCUGUGAUUGGCUGCGAGUGCCAGCUGACUGAUUUUAGCCUAUCACUGCUGCCCAUUGCUGUGAAUUGGCAUGACUAAAGCAGCCUUAGCCAUACCGCUAGUUGGAGCUAGGCUGUGGGUGGUUGAGGACCCUCAUUCAGAGUUAAACCAUUCAAAAAACAGUUUAACACUAAAUGGAGGGAUUACGUGAGGGGACUUGUUUAGUCACUAUAGCUCAGUGAGAUGCAAUCUUUAUAAUGCCUAGAAUAUAACAUAAUAAUUAUAAUAAUAUUAAUUUUAAAAAAAAACAUACUAACUUUAAAUAACAUUAUAUUGAGUAAAACUGGGAUCUGAUUGUUUGAGAAAGGAGACGUAACUUAAACAAAAUAAAUGCCUUUGGAGAUGCCAGUGGCAAUGCGUUAAUUACAUACAUUAUUAGGUCACAAAUAUUGAUAUUUAUAGAGUGUGAAAUAAAUAUUUAAUGCUAAAACAAAUUCUCUCUUAACCCAGGGCCGCCAUCAGUGCAUGACAACCGUGACAAUUGUCACGGGCCCGGCGGCCCUGGGGGGCCCGGCCGCCCGGGCCCCACGUGGAUCAGCGGAACUGCCGCCGGUGCAUCUGCACCAGGGCCCACGCGCUGAUGGGGCCCAUCAGGUGGCCCAAUCACUUAGGGCCACCCAAUGGGCCCUAUUAUCUUCAGGGGCCCAAUCAGCACUGUAAUAGCGCAACCGGACCCCUUUAAAAAAAAAUGCAGCCGGAAGCAAGUGCUGCUGGGAGGAAGUGACGUCCGGUCACUUCCUCCGACUUUACUCCGCGCGGGAAGGAGGACGCAGCCUGAGGAGAGGCAGCCGAUGCCCAUCAUCCCCAGCCACCCUCCUGCGACGAAAUGGUAAGGAAGAGAGGAGGGUGGCUGGGGAUGAGGUAUAUGUAUGCCAGUGUGUGUGUGUAUGCCAGUGUAUGUAUGUGUAUAUGCCAGUGUGUAUGUGUGUAUGCCAGUGUAUGUAUGUGUGUAUGCCAGUGUAUUUAUGUGUAUAUGCCAGUGUGUGUAUGUAUGUGUGUAUGCCAGUGUGUGUAUGUAUGCCAGUGUAUGUGUGUAUGUAUGCCAGUGUGUGUGUGUGUAUGCCAGUGUGUGUGUAUGUAUUCCAGUGUAUGUGUGUCAGCGUAUGUGUGUCAGUGUAUGUGUGUCAGUGUAUGUGUAUAUGCCAGUGUAUGUGUGUAUGUAUGCCAGUGCAUGUGUGUAUGCCAUUGUAUGUGUGUAUGCCAGUGUAUGUGUGUAUGUAUGCCAGUGUAUGCGUGUAUGUGUGCCAGUGUGUGUCUGUAUGUAUGUAUGCCUGUGUGUGUCUGUAUGCCAGUCAGUAUGUAUGUAUAUAUCAGCAUGCAGUAUGUGUAUGUAUGUUUGUCAGUAUGUAUGUCUGCAUGUAUAUGUGUGUGUGUGUGUGUCAGUAUCUCCCUAUGCAUGUGUGUAUGUCUGUUUCAGUAUUUGUAUCUGUUAGUGUGUGUGUAUUCCUGUGGGCGGGAUUUGGAGGCGGGCUUGAAGGGGGGCCCAGACCUUGAGCUGUGUUAGGGGCCCCAAAAUUUCUGAUGGCGGCCCUGUCUUAACCUAUAACUUUCUUGUAUAUAUUUAAGGGGAGCUUUACGAGUGGACGUACGACUGCAGAGUUUGGGAAUUGAUCAGUGUGCUCAAGGGUCCAGGUGGUUUGCCAACACCCACAAUUGUGAUGAGAACAGUACACAGGUAAAUAAGAUCUGCCAUCGAUUUACGUUCGUCAUGUGUUUUACACUAACACUCUCAACCUCAUAACAUUAUGGAGACUAUAGUGUCAUAUUCUAAAAAGUGGUUCAAAGUUCUAAAAGUGGGUCAGUCACCAUGGAAACCAACAGAAUCAACAAGAAUAUUCCACUGGGGAUUAUUCAACCUUUACAAAUUUGCACCAUUUUUCAGAUCACAACACUUUUCAUAUGUAUUUCAGUACAUUCCAUCUUAUAGUUCUUUUUUGUUUUAAAAAAACCUUACACAAUCUUGUGCUCUGCUCACUGGGAAUUCGUGAGUACUUUGUGUGUGUUGUGCAGAUAUAGAGGUCACAGAUUUUCUACUUGUGAUGUGAACACAUGGCUGUGAUGUGUAGUAGAUGCAUGUCAUACUGGCGGCAACAUGUAGUUACUUUCUUCUGAGCUGCGUGUCCCCCCAUUCAGUGCAUAUCGGAUGAAAGAAACGGCUCCAUCCUGGGCAGGUACAGAUGCGUGUGCCAGCCUGGCUAUUACAGGACACAGCAUGAGGGUAAUGUAACAAUGUGUGCAAUUAUUUUUCUGUGUUAGUACAUAGGUCUGAUUUACUAGUGUGCACAAAUAUUUAUAUACAUUAAUAUGUAUUUAUAAUUACAUGUAAAUGUAUAUAUGUGGUGGUGAUCAGUAUUGUUACGUAUUUGCCCUGUACAUAGAUUUAGUUUGUGUUUGUAUAUGUAUAUAUAUGUGUGUGUGUGUGUGUGUGUGUGUUUGGUCAUAGCUCUAUGUGUUCUUUUAAUCUGUACGUAAAAACAUCACACAGGAUCAGGCAGUUCAUACCAAGGGGUUACAGCCUGUCAACGCUGCAGUGAUGGCUGUGCCACAUGUGUGGAUGGUUCGCCGUGUCUUGUACAGGAGGACUGGGCCCUCCGUGUCACAGUGCUGUCACUACAAGCAGCAGGAAUGCUAGGGGUCUUUCUAAGCAUGCUGGUGGCCUACCAUUUUCGGGAAAGCAAAGUGAGUAAACAUAUUUAAAGCCACAAGCAAUAAAAUGGCAUCACUUCUUCUGUACUACACUUAGUCACAAUACAACAAUGUACUGUGUUAUAGCUCAGCAGUAAAACAAUAUGCAACUAAACCACUAACAAACUAACACACACCUCUUCAGUCCUUGGCCUUCUUCAGCUAACUCUCCCUUUCUCUUACAAACACGUAAAUGGUUAUUCAAUAAAGUGUCGCUGUCUAGGAAGUCAAAAUGAGUUUUACAUUUUUCAAAUAUAUUUUUUCAAAUAAUCUCCAAGUCAGCAUUGUUUUCAUUUCACCUCAUUUUUGCCUAAAAUUUGAAAUUCAUUUUGAAUUCCUUACAACUUAUGCUUUAAUCAAUAACCCUAUCUCACAUACUGAUUUAUUAUUUUGCUUGCCCUUUUAGAGAAUUCGUGCCUCAGGACUUCUUCUUCUAGAGACAAUCUUGUUUGGGUCACUGCUUCUCUACUUUCCGGUAAGUAAUCCCCUACCAUUACUGGAUUAUUCUAUAAUCUGUGCAGUCUCGGAAAAUUGCAACAGAAUUGCACCUUUUCUGAUAAAAAAGCCAAAUUGGAAACAUUCAAUUCUGCUUUUUUGGCUUAUAGCAUUCUCUUGUCAUCUCACCAUAGUCUCGUUGGAGUAAAUAAAAACUUCAGCACUUUUUUUCCCAAGUGGACCAGCAGUUAAAAUGAAACUAUCACUUUUAUGAAAAUGUUGACACUAAUUAAAGCAUUAAAAAUCACCUGUAACCUUUAACCUUUUCCAUGCGAUGCUUCAUGUUUUUUUAUUUAUAUUUAAAGGGAUAUUAUAUUGCCCUCUCCCUUGCUCCCCCUCGCCAUGGUAAAUAAAGGGUUAAAAAGCUUUUAUUUACUUACCUUAUCCCAGCACUGAUGUCCCUUGGCGCUUGGUCGCAGCACAGCCACUUCCAAUGUCACUCGUAUGUGCCGUGAGCAUUUGGCCCUCCCCAUAGGGAAGCACUGAAACAAAAUAGCUGACACUGAAUGUCCUCAUGUAGAGAGUGAGGACAUCCAGCGUCAGUUAGUGGACCAAAAGUUUGGUAACAUUCAUGAAAUGUCUCUAGUGGCUGUCUGGUAGACGGCCACCAGAGGCUGUCUUAGUGCUGCAAUCUAAACAUUGCAGUUUCUCUAAAACUGUAAUGUUUUACAUUGCAGCACUAAGUGCAAUAGGGACAUUGCACACAGACCACUUCAAUGAGCUGAAGUGGCCUGGGUGCCUAUAGUGUCCCUUUAAAGAUUUAGCAAAUUACAAAACAAUCCAGGUCAAUGGAGGCAGAGCCAGAGUAUGUAUUAUAAAUGAGGAGAAAUCGAUUUUUUUUCCAUUUCUAAUUUUUUCUGUAUGCUGACUACCAGGUGUACAGUUCAGAGUUUAUGACAAUGAUUGACAUUUAGAAACAUAGAAUGAGACGGCAGAUAAGAACCAUUUGGCCAAUCUAGUCUGCCCAAUUUUUAGCAGUGCUAAGAAUUGUCAAGAAUUGUGUCACUUGACACCAGUAAGAUAGCACUAGUAACGUAAUAUGGUGUCACUGUAUUACGGCUACAUUUUUUCCGUGGAUAUUUAGUGACACCAUAGUACAUUACUAGUGCUAUCUUACUGGUGUCAAGUGACACAAUUCUUGACAAUUCUUAGCACUGCUUAGUCGAGGUUUCCCCCUGACAAGCAGAUUAGCAUACUUACCAAUAUAUGCAGUUCAUAACUCAAUGCAGGAAGGAUGCAGGUCAGGUAGAUAUAUUAUCUCCAUUGGAUGAGGCCUUUUUAGUGACAAGGCAGCAAUUGCUUCCCUGUCAUUGGUUUUAGACAUUUAGUAGGUGUAAUGGGCAGGUAGGGAAUUGGGAGAUUUUACCCUCUGUUAUAGUAAUAUGGGGGUCUUACUGACCCCCAUAGGGUCUUUAUUUUUUAACUAUUUAAUGUGGGGCAUGGCUAGCAAGUGCUGGCCAGCAGCCUCAUAAUUUACCCUCGACCCAACAAGUGUUUUUAACUAUUGCCCGCUGUAUUUAGCGCUGCCUGCAGGCAAAUAGUUUGAAUUUUUAAAAUUACAGUCUUCAAUUUGAAGCAUUUGGAUCUGGCGGCAUCUGAACCAAAUUCACACCUCUUUUAGGUCUGAAUUUCAAAACCUUGACAUUGUUGAACUUCGUGAACAAUGUCCAGAUUUUGCAGUCUGAAUGGGCUCAUGUGGUUCAUACUUUAGUGAAUAACCCAGAUAAUCUUGAUUACAAAUAAACAAGUUAGUGGGCUCACUAGAAAAUGGCAAAGACAUGAAUAAAGAUUACACUAUGCAAACCUCUUUAUUUCACUGUGCACAGCUAUACAGUUGAACAGUGGUAGCAAGAGCAUCAUAACACAUGGUGAACAGUUGUGUGGCUUUUUAAGAUAUUGAACAAUUUUAUAGUUUUAUAUAGCCAGGUUAGGCAGACAUGUACAAACUCAAGGCAAUAGCUCCAGAAGAAGAAACAAAAUGAAGGCGAACAUGUUAACAAGCAGUAAGAAUAUAGUUGUAGACAACUAUACAUAAACAUAAUGCAUGGUUAAGCUUAGUCGUAGAGUGAGGAACAUUUUUAAUAACUGCAACUAGCUCCCAGCACACAAUUAAAAAUAUACAGACUCCUACCACAAUGACCACUUCAGAUCACUGAAGUGGUCAUGGUGGUUGGAGUAACCCUUUAACAAAAUUUCCACAGUUUCAUUUACGCUUUUCUGCAAUCAUCCAUAACUCGUAGGCCAUUUGCAGAGAGACCCAGGCAUCUAACAAACAAUACUUCCCAUCCAUCAUAACUCCUAAUUCUGUUGGUGCUAUUCCCAAGUCAGCAGUAAUUGGUGCACACAUUCAUGGCACAGACCUGUGUCAUUGCUCCCUUGUAGCCAAAAAGUAAAACUGUCAUGGACAUAGUCUUAAAUUAGAGGGACAAAGGUUUAAAAAUAAUAUCAGGAAGUAUUACUUUACUGAGAGGGUAGUGGAUGCAUGGAAUAGCCUUCUAGCUGAAGUGGUAGAGGUUAACACAGUAAAGGAGUUUAAGCAUGCGUGGGAUAGGCAUAAGGCUAUCCUAACUAUAAGAUAAGACUAGGGACUAAUGAAAGUAUUUAGAAAAUUGGGCAGACUAGAUGGGCCGAAUGGUUAUUAUCUGCCGUCACAUUCUAUGUUUCUAUGUUUCUAUGUCAUGUGGGAAGGUGAAAGGAAAAGGUUGAUGGUGUGAACUGAGGAUUUCUAACAGUGAGAAGCUGAAGGUCUAGGUCUGACAUGGAGAAAACUGGUGAAUAGAGUUGAGGCUCUAACAUGGAGCGAGAAGAAGAGGCUGAAGAUCUCAUACAGGAAAAGUUAUCGAUGAUAGCAAGGUUGAUAAAUUCUGACAUGGAGAAACCAACAGAAGGCUGAAAGGCUGACAUGGCAAAUAAAAAACUAGUAGAAAAUAUGAAAGGUGGACAUUGUAGAUAUCACACAGAGUGAAUUGGCUAGUUGAAGGUUUGACAAGAGAAUAGCUUACAAUGAGGCUUAACGUCGGAUAGGAGAGACUGAAAGGAUGAGUUGAAAUAGAAACAUGCCAGGGAAUAGAAAGAAUGAAAGAGGUUCCUUAGCUAUAGGUAAAUAUUCUUCACAACAAUCUGUCUGGCAAAUAGGAUAAGUUGCUAGAAUGUUGGAGUGAAUUAUGAACAAUUUGUAAGGAUUGCCUUGGGAGAACAUCCCGGCCUUUAUUACCCCUAAUUUUAGGGGACGUUUCACUACUCUCAUAAACUCUUUGCAGGUAUUCAUCCUCUACUUCAAGCCAAGUAUUUUCCGCUGCAUGGCUCUGCGCUGGGUGCGUCUCUUAGGAUUCUGCAUUGUAUAUGGGACCAUUGUUCUAAAACUGUACAGGCAAGAGCAUCCUAUAUUUCUCUCCUUUUUUCAAUAUACGUGAUUACAGAACACACAUGUAUUCAGAUAAUACUAACACACGGUACUGGUGUUGCUCUAACUCUCUGCAGGGUAAUGAAGGUGUUCAUUUCUAGGACUGCACAGCGUGUCCCAUACAUGACAAGUAUGCGUUUGCUGCGCAUGUUGUCUGUCAUUGUGUUGUUUUGCAUCUGGUUCCUGGUGGGAUGGACUUUGGGGAUGCUUGAGAAUCUACAGAGAGGUGUUCCCAUGGUAAUCCGUUCACAGACACGCGAGGGGCUUGUUUUUUACACAUGUGACCAUGACCGCUGGGAUUACAUGAUGUCUCUGGGUAAGGCUACUUUGUAUGUCUUUUUACCAUUGAAACGUUGACGAAUAAAUAAGUUGUGAUGGCUGACACCCUUGGGCUACCCCUUUUGACAUUAAAUGAGAGACACGGUGUGUCAGAAUGUCUGGUGUCCAAUCUCAAGAUGACAUGUGAGAUGUUGAGGUAAACACAUGCCUUCCAACAUUUUAUAUGGACAAAAUGGAACACUUUGAUUUUAGGUGUGGCCUGAAUUUCAAAAUCUGGACAUUGUUGAACUUCGUGAAUAAUCUCCAGAUUUUGCAGUCUGAAUGGGUUUAUGAGAAAUUGUACUUGAGUUACUAUUAACAAUUUAUGUAACUAAAAUGUAGUUACGAAAAAAAGUGAAAUAUUGCAAGAUAAAGGACACUAUGUACUGUCUAAAUAUUUUUUAUAAACCAUGAACAAAAAAGUGAAAACUUUUAAUUUUGUAAAUUUAUUGAAUUUUUAGGUUUGUCUGCAAAGCAAUCUAUAAACAAAAAAUGUUCAUAUGCUAGCAACACAACCCUUGCUUCACAUAAAUAUUAUGCUAAUAUUGUUCAAUAACAAAGUGCUUGGUAGCAGGGUCGCCAUCAGAAAUGUUGGGGCCCCUAACACAGUUCAAGGUCUGGGCCCCCAGGGCCCGCCUCCAAAUCCCGCACAGGAAUACACACACAGACACAAACACAUGCACUGAUACAAAAGGACACAUAUACACACACACUGACACAUGUACAUACUAACAGACACACAUACAGGCAUACAUACUGACACACACAUGCUGAAAAAGACAUAAACACAUAUACAGACACACACACACACACACACAUACAUACAUACAUACAUACUCACAGACAUACAUACAUACUGACACACAUACAUACUGACAUACAUACAGAUAUACAUACUGACAGACAUACAUAUAUACUGACAUACAUAUUGGCACGCAUACAUACAUACAGACAUACAUACAUACUGUAACGGACCGUUUCAGCACACAAGGGGUUAAAACCGUUUAGGCGAUAUUCCCCCCUUCAGAUGCACAGGCACAGCUACUGCAGAAUACCAAACUCCCGAACUGCAUGUAAGGGAAUGCUUCAAACUCUUGAACUGCAUACAAGGGAAUGCUCGAAACUCCCGAACUGCAUACAAGGGAAUGCUCCAACCUCCCGAACUGCAUACAAGGGAAUGCUCCAACCUCCCGAACUGGAACCUCACGAAUAGCUGCUAGCAGACGAACAGGAAAAGCACACAAGCGGCUUACACUCCUGGCAAUCAGUCUCUAACAGCAUACAGUAAAUCCCCCCCAAAGACGAGACAAGGCUCCGUGUUGAGGGUCAAGCAGUGGUCUGUUUUAUGAGGGCUACCUGCCCAGUAUUUAUGCAGGUCUCCCACCUGGUGGACACUCCCCUAGGGGACCAAAUGGGAGACUGUGACAAAGGACAGACAUGAACCAAUGACAGACACACAGAGGUAAAACCUCCCCACAAUGCAUCCUAACUUCCCUCCCUCUGUCCUGGAGAUAAUUGGGAAGUAAUCCAAUUAUCUCCCAGCACAGAGGCAAAACUCCAUUAACCACAUGGCAGUAAAAGACAGUAAAAGACAUGUAUAAAGUUACAACUGUUGCACAAAACAUAUACAUUCUACCUAUCCCCAGAUAGCUUAGAUCUGAGCGCACAAAAGUACCGAAUAGCGCUCAGAUCCUAUGCACACAGUCCAAUCGCCGUGGAGUUAAAGUGUUCACAACGUCUGUUCUCCAUCCGACUAGACUCCACGGGAUGGCUAUCUGGGGUAAUGCCAGUUCAUACGGUUUAAACUACCGAAUGAACAGGCAUCCGGUUAAAUAAGCCUUUUUCUGCAGGGGAAAAGAAGGCUUUUAACAUGGGGCUGUAGUCCAAAGGCAACAGGCGAGCAACCAGGCUUCUCCAAUGCAAUGUGGCGAGAUUGGUCUCGUCACACAUACAUGCUGACAUACAUACACAGACAGAUAUACAUACAUACUGACAUCCAUACAGAUAUACAUACUGACAGACAUACAUACAUACUGACAUACAUAUUGGCACGCAUACAUACACACAUGCAUACACACAUGCAUCUCAUCCACCCUCUUACUUUUACGUUGCAGGAGGGUGGCUGGGGCUGAUGGGAGUUGGCUGGCUAUCCCUCUUUAUGGCCUCCAUCCCACGCGGAGUGAGUUGGGAGGAAGUGACCUGCCGUCACUUCCUCCCAGCAGUACUUGGGGCUGCAUUUUUUUUUAAAGGGGCCUGGCCGUGCUAUUACACGGCCACAGCGCUGACCGGCCCCCUGAAGAUAUAGGGCCAAUCGGGAGGCCCUCAAUGCUUUGGCCACCCGAUGGGCCCCAUCACCACGCGGGGCCCCGGUGCAACUGCGCCUGUGACAGUUCCACCGCUACACAUGGGGCCCGGGCCCCCCAGGCCUGUGACAACUGUCAUGGUUGUCACCACCUGAUGGUGGCCCUGCUUGGUAGUGAAGGUGUUAAUAAAAAUGAAUGUGAGCAUUAUUGCUGUUGAGCUCUUGUUUAAAUUCAUAUACAUCAAGAAUGAUGAGCUCCUAGAAAAAAAAAAAGACAUCAGGACCGAAAAGAGGGACAGAGGGAUUUGUGCUCAAAAUAGGGGCCCUCCUAAACAGGAACACUUGGAAACCAUGGAAACAGUAACAUGCACAUAGGAGACCUAAUUCUGUAGUAUUUGUUUGUUCCUAGCUGAGCUCCUCUUUCUGUUCUGGGGCUGUUUCUUGUGUUAUGGAGCUCGUUCAGUUCCUUCUGCUUUCCAUGAGCCACGCUAUAUGGGUCUUGCAGUGUACAACGAGAUGCUUGUUUCAGCAGCAUUCCAUGUGCUCAGGUAAGGCCAAAGGUCACUCAUUGUAAUGAUAUUAAUGUUAUAAAAACAGCUUAGAGACAAACAUGGUUUUUCACUAAAGGAAGAAUUCAAAGUGAAUUUCAAAUUUAAGACCAUAGUAGCCACUGGAGGCAUAACUGACUAGAAUGUUUCCAGCUUUUGAUCUUAAAUUUGAAUUCACACUUUAGUGCAUAACCAUAAAAGUUAAUUAUUGGAACACAGUUCAAUCCAUGACUUGUAUUCAUCAAGUAUGUGACCAGGCAGACAUGUCCACAAUACUAACUUAUAAACUGUCUCCACUAUAGAUUUGUUAUGGUCUCUUCACUACAUCCAGACUGGGCACUGCUCCUUUUUUUCAUCCACACACAUGGAACAGUCACUAUGACGCUCAUUCUACUUUUGGUACCCAAGGUAAAUCCUUCCUAAAUUACUUUUAGACACAUGAGAACUUGUGUGAUUUCCAGGAACCUGACCACACUGUGAAUGGUUGUUUCAGUUCCUGCAUGCAGGGGGCCCUCCACGUGAAGAGAUAGCAGCUGAGGUGUACGAGGAUGAGCUGGACUUACGACGUUCACGUUCUAACCUGAACAGCAGCAUCACCUCUGCAUGGAGUGAACACAGCUUGGACCCCGAUGACAUCCGGGUAAGUAUAUGAAUUGCACACAUCAGAGAUACCUUACCUUAAAUAUACAGCAGAAAAUAAAUCUAGCAUAAAACAUUACAAUAACAUGAAAGGACCCUAAGAAUAAUAUAACAAUACCACUAUGGUGAAAUAUAAAUUGACUGGCAACCAAUGCGUAUAAGAGUAAUCUAUUUAUGAGUUUCAUGACCAAUAAUUGUCCAACAGCUCUUGCACCUAUAAAAAAAUAGGUUAUACCUAGAACUUUAAUUAGGUACCUCUAAGUGUGAUAUGAGUUUGUUGAUGCAACUCAGUAAGCAGAAUAUCAUGGGUAGUUUGAUGUGCAUCAUCUACAAAAAUGAUACAUGUCUUCUCUCACUUCAAGCACUAUAACCACAGUGUACUGCACUGUUCCUUCAAACUUUGCAGCUUGACUAAUGCAGUACCAUAGCAGAUAUACUUUCAUACAUAGGCAUGUUAUAUCAAAUAACACCUAUGUUUGAAAAGUCAAUGAAUUUAAAUUAUUGGAGAGAAUCAUAAUGCUUUUAAAUAAAAUACUUGUGCUCAGUAUUUCCCAAAUGUGUAUUACUUGCUAUAGGCACCCAGACCACAUCAUCCCAUUGAAGUGGUCUGGGUGCAGUGUCCCUGUACCCCUUAGUUCUGCAAUGUUUACAUUGCAGGACUAAGACUGCCUCUAGACCCACUAAAGGCGCUUCCUAGAUUCUCACAGAAUCUGACUCCCUUAAACGACGUUUUGAAUGAGGACAUCAAGCAUCAGUGAAAUCCCAUAGGAAAGCACUGAUUCCUCCCUCCUCGUCUAAUGACAUCGGAAGUGGCGGAGCACAACCAGCAAAUUGGGUAGGUAAAUGAAAGUUUUUUGUUUUUUUAACACUACGUGCCAGAGGGGGAGGCUGUGAGAGUGGGACCAAAGGGCAUUAUAGUGUUAGGAAUACAACUUUGCAUUCCUAAUACUAAAGAUUGCCUUUAAACUUUGACUGCACUAUGUAGAAUAACUAACGGAAUAAGAAGUACAUGUGGACUAUACUUGAUCAGUCUGACCUGGCUACAUCUCCUUUAUACAGGAUGAACUGAAAAAGCUUUAUGCACAAUUGGAAGUUCAUAAAACAAAGAAGAUGACCCACAACAAUCCACACCUUCAGAAGAAGAGGAGUUCCCGUAGAGGACUAGGCCGCUCUAUUAUACGUCGCAUCACUGAGAUUCCAGAUUCUGUUACACGGCAAUGUGGGCGUGAUGAAAAAGAGGGCUCUCCUGGUUCUAGUGGAGGACAGAGGAGAAGACAGCAAGACAGUGGCAGUGUUAAACUCCGUGAGGAAUCUUUAAGACAAAGAGUCCUUUCACUGCGCAAGUCACACAGCACAUAUGAUCACAUGCAAGAGUCUAAGGAUAGUGGCUCUGUCUCUCCUCGGUUGGAGAGCUCAGCAAGGGAUGCCUCCCUGCGAGACUCCCUGAUGAGACGUAACCUUGCCAAAAAUGUGUCACUGCGUUCUCGUGGUGACUCUCUUCGCCAAGCCCCUUUGGUCUGCAAAUCCCUUAGUGCCCACAAUCUGAUGACAGACAAGAAAGCUCUAAUGGUGCGUCCAGGUGUUUUACAAAAAUCUCACAGCAUGAUAGGGAGUUCUCAUGGAAAAGGCCCACUCACAGGAACCUCAGAAAGCUUCACAGAAAAGGUCACAGAAGGCAGUAGGAACCCGCUUCUAGGAGGUAAUUUUGACAAAGCAGAGGUAUGCCCGUGGGAGCUACAGGAGCUCCCCUCUUCUGCUGAAAGUCGGGGUCAGAAGCAUGUGACUUAUGCACCUGGAAAAUGCAGCAGUGUGGACACCUCACACGCCUCAGGAAAGCCACAUGUCUCUAGGGGGAAAAAAUGUGAAAUGAGUGGUAAACAUCAAAGCUUGGGAAGCAAAGAGGAUCUCAGGAAUGAAAAUGAACAAGACCACAUACAUGAGCAUGUGCAGGAAGAUAAUCACCAGAAACCAGAGAACCCCUUACCUAUCACAGUGAGACCUGGGGCUGCCCAAGUUCAACAACAGAAUGCAGAGGAACAGGGAAACAAAGGACAGAGUUCUGAACCUUCAGGUAUAGCUGGAAAGAGUCCAGAGCAAGGAAAGGCCACAAGACCACUGAACAAAAAUACACUAAAAAGUAUAGUUUUAGCAGUUAGAGCAUUUAAAGGGUCAGCUCCAGGAAGAGAACUAAAGGAGAGAGAGAAACAGACUGCAGAAGACAUUGGUAAAAAGCAAGAAGUAAAUAUUUGCACACAGGAUGGAGAAUCUAGCACGAACGUGGAUAAUAAGUUGAACACUAAUGUCCUCGAUUUAGCAGAAAACAAGGACUUGUCUUUCUCCUCAACACAUGGAGAAUGUUUCUUGAAAAUGAAACGGGAUCAAAAGGAUAAUACCUCUUCUUCUAAAACAUCCAAGCAGACUCCACAGUCAACCAGGUUAGAGAGGAUGAGCCAGCUACGGGAAGCUGUUUGCCCAUGGGAAAGCAUGGAAGGACCACAUGAUACAACACAUAAGUCAAACAGCAUAGAAAGCAGAAGAAGUGAAAUUUGUCCAUGGGAAAGCACAGAUAGUGAGGGUCCAGGAGGUCCUCUCAGUCAAUCAGGAAGUAACCUAUCCUUUCAUAGUCCUCAAAUUGCAGGAAAAAACAAUGGGGAAGUAUGGGAGGGUGAAGAUAAGAAUUUGAGAGCACAAAUCUGCCCAUGGGAAGGUGAAGAAGUAAAAGGACUCAGAGCAGAUAUCUGUCCUUGGGAAGUGAAUGAUAGUGAGGAUCUAAGAGCAAAGAUUUGCCCCUGGGAGACAGGUGAAGUGGAAGAAUCCUCUAAAGGAGCCCUGAGUGGGCGAAACCUAGUAGUCAAACUAGAAGAAUUGGGAAGGCAGAGAGAUGCAGUGUGCCCAUGGGAAAGUGAGGAGUCAGGAGGUUCCCCUGGGCCUCUCAGCCAGUCACACAGUAAAACAUUUGAUGGGGGGCCUAUUCAGUCUAAAACAUCUGAUAGUUUAGAUCUGGAGGCACGACGGGGAGAGAUCUGCCCUUGGGAGAGUCUGGACUCUGAAGGGACUCCGACAACACUGAGUCAAUCCCAGAGCCAUAGCUGGGACCAUGCAACCAAGAUCCAGGUGGAGUCAAGUCCUUGGGAAGUACCUCAGAGCAGCAAGCCAGGCCACAGUCGACUUAACAAGUCCCAAAGUAAGCAGGAUUCUGUGUGUAGCGUGUCAAGUGAAGAGCCAAGGCCACUGUCCAAAAUCAUGAGUAAGAGUGAGGGACGAAUGGGUGACCUGUACCCUUCAGUUAACCCUACACAGCAAGGGAAACGUUUGCACCACUCUCUACGAAUACAACACAGGGGACUUGCUGAAGAACAGGUGGACUGCACCACAAACCAGCAAGGGACUAAUGUACAUGAUACGGCUACAACCAGUGAAAAUUCCACCUGCAAUCUGUCUGAAAUAUGUCCCUGGGAGGUGCAGAAUCAGCCGUUGACAACCAUAGAAAACCAGUCCACCUCCAGUAAAGCAGAUGUCUGUCCAUGGGACUUCCAAUAAUAGGUAUUCAUGUCAAUGAAUUGGUAGACUGAUGUUGGAUGCAAUGUGUGUACAUAUUGUUGGCUUAUGAGAGACAAUUCAAGGAUAAUGUUAAUAUCAAGCAAGAUAUGCGGGAUGUGUAUUCAAUAGGGAAAGGUCAGAUAAAUGACUAUUCUGCUCUCAAAAAUAAUCAAGUUUUAUGGUAGAAAUUGACCCUUUACCUGUAACUGAACCAUAAAUAAUAAAUCCUCCUUUCUUUUCAUUGCUGAAAGUGUUUACAUAUAGUAAGAAAAGCAUGCAUCAUUAAAAACUAUCAAGCUGCUACAACAAUGAGACAAUCAAUUUAACAAAAAUGGUACAAUAAUAUGUAUUGGUGUGAAGUAGGAACUAUAGAG
This is a messenger RNA of Pelobates cultripes (western spadefoot toad), 43268 nucleotides long. NCBI's taxonomy places the organism in Eukaryota, Metazoa, Chordata, Amphibia, Anura, Pelobatidae. The record is from the annotation of a GenBank genome assembly.